Molecule: messenger RNA, 687 nt
Organism: Gryllus bimaculatus (two-spotted cricket)
Lineage: Eukaryota; Metazoa; Arthropoda; Insecta; Orthoptera; Gryllidae
Source: the annotation of a GenBank genome assembly
AUGCCAGAAGUUGGAAAGGUUGGAGAUACUGAAUAUUUACAAGCUCGCUGGCUCGGCCGCAGUCUCAAAUUGAGGAAUCAUGUCGAAGAUGUGGGAUCUAAGAACGUGUGCCGCAAAGGGAAUAACCACGUCAUUGGAAAUGUCAAGGUGUUUGGAGCCAAACAGAAUAGGCCCGUCGACGGCGCUGCCGAUGAACCCGCUGCUGACGGCGCUGAUCGCGACGGCGGCGGCGCUGCUGGCUGCCGUGUGCGCGGCGCUGGUGGCCCUGUACCGCCGUCACCAGCACCACCGCCGGCCCGCGCCGCGCGCCAAACGCCAAGCUUGGCGGCGGGCCGCGGCGGCCCGGCGGCGGCGGGGUGGCGGCGGCGGGCGGCGGCGGCGCGGGGCGGCGGCGGCGCCGGCGGCCGGGGGCGGCGGGCCGCUGGCGGCGGCGGCGCCGGGGGCGGCGGCGGCGGGCGGCGCGCGGCGCAGGGCUCGGCACGCCCGGCCUGCCCCACGCGGGCGGCGGCGGGCCCGCGGGAAGACGCGGCCGACGCCGUGGGGCCCGGCGCCGUGCGCCCUCGGGCUGCCCCCCGGCGCCCGCCUGCUCGGCGCCCCGCGGCCCGGCGCCGCCGCGCCGCCAGCCCGCAGGACCCUGCGCCCGCGCCCGCCCGAGGACGCCGACCCCGACGUCAUCCCCAACAAAUA